Ictalurus punctatus (channel catfish) is the source of this 3649-nucleotide messenger RNA. It is a transcript of the gene aplp2, whose product is annotated as amyloid beta (A4) precursor-like protein 2. Gene Ontology annotation, molecular function: serine-type endopeptidase inhibitor activity; transition metal ion binding; heparin binding. Bases 201 to 2540 code for a protein of 779 amino acids. Gene Ontology annotation, biological process: central nervous system development; axonogenesis. The transcript is spliced from 18 exons. Lineage: Eukaryota; Metazoa; Chordata; Actinopteri; Siluriformes; Ictaluridae. Gene Ontology annotation, cellular component: membrane. The record is from RefSeq and is a predicted model, not a curated record.
CGGAGUGCUAAACGCUGAUUGGACGGCUAAGAGGAGACGGCGCAGUACGUUCUGUGAUUAGUGGCUGGUUUAGCUAUCUGCGCUAUUCGUGUUAAAAAGGAAGAAAAAAAAAAAACUGCUUUACGUAUAUAGACGAUUUACAAAGGGAGCAAUUUUAUAACUGCUGUGGUUUAAGCUGGUGACAAAUAUUUUCAGCAGAAAUGGAGCGGAAGGCUCUUUGGGGGAUGGGUUCAGUCCUGGCUGUGUCUAUCCUGAUUUUGGGAAUCGUUGUUCCUAGCUUGGCUGGAUAUGUGGAGGUGUUAGCAGCCAACCCAGGGACCGGCUUUGCAGUGGCAGAGCCACAGGUGGCCAUGUACUGUGGGAAACUCAACAUGCAUGUCAACAUACAGACAGGCCACUGGGAGCGGGACCCUUCCGGAACCAAGAGCUGCAUUAGAAACAAGGAGGGUGUGCUGGAAUACUGUCAGGAGAUGUACCCUAAACUGGAAAUCACAAAUGUUCUGGAAGCCAACCAACCAGUCAAGAUUGAGAACUGGUGCAGGAAAGGAAAGAAACAGUGCAACCCUCAAGCUCACACUGUGGUCCCGUAUAAAUGCUUGGUUGGAGAGUUUGUGAGUGAUGUGCUCCUUGUCCCAGCAAAGUGUCAUUUCUUCCAUAAGGAGCGCAUGGACAUGUGUCUCAGUCAUCAGCAAUGGCAGGGAGAAGCAAAGGAGGCUUGCUUAAAGGCGAACAUGGUGCUGCACAGCUAUGGAAUGUUGCUGCCCUGUGGUGUUGAUAAGUUUCAUGGCACCGAAUAUGUUUGUUGCCUGUCUGCUCCUGCUCAGGAGCCUACGCCAACUGCCAUUGCCUCUCAGGAGGAAGACGCAGAUGAUGAUGACAAUGAAAUGCAGGUUGGGGAGGACGAGGAGGAUGGGCAGGAUGGGGUAGUAGAGGAGAGUGAGCCAAUAAUGCAACAGCCAACCCAGAAGGAAGAUGAAGCUGAGAAGGUAGAUUAUGAGGGAGAAGACGACGACCAGUACCACUAUUUGUAUGAAGAUGAGGACAGAGACAGUGAGGAGAAAGAAAGAAAGAAAAAGAAGGCCACUGUUGUUGAGAGCCAAGACACUGACCUAUCUCUCCAGGAUAUUAAAGCUGUGUGCUCCCUGGAGGCAGAGACGGGCCCGUGCCGUGCCUCUAUGCCCCGCUGGCGCUUUGACAUUCACCAUAGGAAGUGUGUGCACUUCAUCUAUGGAGGCUGUGCUGGCAACCGCAACAACUUUGAGUCUGAGGAGUACUGCAUGGCUGUGUGCAAAUGCCUGAUUCUACCCUCCACUCCACAGCCCAUAGAUGAUGUGGAUGUGUACUUUGAGACUCCAGCUGAUGAUCAGGAACAUAUCCGCUUCCAGAAGGCCAAGGAGCAGCUAGAGAUUAGACACCGCAACCGCAUGAAGAGGGUGAGGAAGGAAUGGGAGGAGGCAGAGCAUCAAGCCAAGAAUCUGCCUAAAGUAGACAGACAGACCUUGAUCCAGCAUUUCCAGGCUAUGGUGGAGUCUCUAGAGGAAGAGGCAGCCAGUGAGAAGCAGCAGCUGGUGGAGACUCACUUGGCUCGGGUAGAGGCAAUGCUAAAUGACCGCCGCCGUUUUGCCCUAGAGAACUACCUUGCUGCUCUGCAGGCCGACCCACCUAGGCCACACCGUAUACUGCAGGCUCUGAGGAGGUAUGUCCGUACAGAGAAUAAGGACCGGCAGCACACGAUUCGUCAUUAUCAGCAUGUGCUUUCAGUUGACCCUGAGAAGGCAAUCCAGAUGAAGUCCCAGGUGGUGACCCACCUGCGUGUGAUUGAGGAGAGGAUGAAUCAGAGUCUGUCUCUGCUCUAUAAGGUGCCCAAUGUGGCAGAUGAGAUCCAGGACGAAAUUGAUGAUCUUCAGGAGCAGAAGGCAGACAUCGAUCAGUUCCUGUCCUCAGAGUCACACCCUGAUGUCACUGUCUCUUCUGAGGAAAGCGUGGAGGUCCCAUCUUUCGAGGGCAAACCCUUCCGCCCCUUCCAAGUCGACUCCCUGGGCUCAAAGCCUGAACCUGAGGGCGAUCUCUCUGAGCCCCCACAUGCCUUCAAGAAAGGCUCUGGAAUGAUGAAUAGUCUGGACGGUCUGAUUGGAGCGGAGGAGAGAGUUAUCAACAGUAAGAACAAGAUCAGUGACAGUGAGGUGAUUGAUGAGACAAUGGAUGAUAAGGAGGUGAUUUACAGUGCUGAGAAAGUCAGCAUUUGGAAUGUUGAUCCUCUGUUCAGUCACAGGGGGAACCAGGAGAUAUUUCACCCCCUGGGUGAGGAGUUUAGCUUUGGAAAUGGUACUCUGAUUGGCUUGCUGGUGAUUGCAGUUGCUAUAUCAACUGUGAUUGUGAUCAGUCUGGUCCUGCUAAGAAAGAGGCAGUAUGGCACCAUCAGCCAUGGCAUUGUGGAGGUUGAUCCUAUGCUGAGUCCUGAGGAGCGUCACCUGAGCAAGAUGCAGAACCAUGGCUAUGAAAACCCCACCUACAAAUACCUGGAGCAGAUGCAUAUCUAAUUUGGACCAUCAGGGGGUGAUAUGGGGCCACAGAAUGGUGAACAUACUACUGACCAAUAAUAUAGCUGCUCUCUUAGAAUCAGAUUUGCGUAUCGAGUUCAUUAAGAAACAAAACCAAGUUAUUUAACACUGCAGCUAGUUCUAUUAUUGCAACUGCUGUAUCAUGCAACUCUGUUUAUAAUCUUAAAUUUAAUCUUUUAAAUUGUAAUAUAUUUAAUUUUAAAAUCUGAUUAUGAAUCAUCUGAUAAAUCCAAUUAUGAAAAACUUUUGGUUUUUUCCAUUCAGUAGCUUGCUUGUACAUGCAGGUUAUUUGUACCAACUUAAAUGUAUUGUAAAUCAAAAUGAGAAAGUAUAAUGAGUGAAAUUAUUUCAUUUACUUUAUGUACUUUAUUAUUAAAACUAAAUUCUCUCAGGCACACUUGUUUUGUUUCAAGCAAAAUAGAAUUGUUUGAGAAGGCAUAUUUGUCACAGCGCCACAUGUUUGGUCAAAUUAAAUUGUGUACUUUAUAGAUUGUGGGUAUUUGUUAGAUUGAGGCAGAGAGGAUUAUUGGUAGAAAUCUCCAGUCUCCCAUGUUUAGUGAACAUCAAUUUAAUGUCAUUUACCACACAUGUGACACUUCAAGCUUUCUAACUCACUGGUAGUGCUAAACUGACCACAAUUUUGCACUAAAGAACUGUUUACUGAUUGCAUCCAUUGACAAUAUUUUUGCCAAAAGUAUCAGGCAGUUGUUUGAAGUUGGUAAAAUACUGAUCACUGAUAGCAAAAACGUAUCAUGAGACCUGGGAGCUGGAGCCACAUUCAGCAUUUGGAUCUUUUGUAAAACUGGUAAAAUUCUACAAAACACAAAAUAUGUUUUAACAUUUUUGCUUUUUUAUUCAUCAUUAUUUUUAAAGUUCAGAAUUGUUUCUAUUUCGUUCUUCUUCCUGUGGCUUUCACUAUGCACCGUAUUGGCUUGAUCUUGAGCCCUGUAAUUGCCUGCUGGAUUGUGGGAAGGAUAAGGGGACACUAAUAUAAGAUUGAUAUAUUGAUUAAAAGUAGCUGAUUCCUUUGAAAACAACUUUGUGGUUGCAAGCAGGAAACAUCAAUAAAGUCACUUCUUCCAUAGUAA